AUGGCAACCUCUAUGAUGACAACUUUCCCACAAUUCUCUGGUCUUAGACCACAAUUGAAACCUUCUCCUGUGCAGGGUUUGGUUGCUUCCCAAUCUAUGACAAAGCGCAAGGGGAAGGGUGCUUUGGGAGUUCGUUGUGACUUCAUUGGUUCAUCCACCAAUGUGAUUAUGGUGGCAUCUACAACCCUAAUGUUGUUUGCUGGAAGAUUUGGAUUGGCUCCCUCAGCAAACAGGAAAGCAACUGCUGGACUAAAGCUGGAGGCAAGGGACUCAGGUUUGCAGACUGGUGACCCAGCUGGAUUCACCCUUGCUGAUACUUUGGCUUGUGGAACAGUUGGACACAUCAUUGGUGUUGGUGUUGUUCUUGGUCUUAAGAACAUUGGUGCAUUCUUCAGGGGUGGACAGACAAAUGUCAACAUCAAAGGAGCGAUUACAAUGAAGAGAGGUGCAUCCAUCAUUGUUGAGUUUGAGGUGUGCAGAAAACCUUCAACAAAACUAUCAUUCCUUGGUGGUGGUGGCUCCGGUGGCGGCCGCAAAAAGAGAAAGGAAGCCUCGACGAUUGUUCGUGGUGGAGAGUGGAGAUGUCCGAUGAAAUGCUUGGUUGUGGUGAGGACAUGA
This is a messenger RNA of Vicia faba (fava bean), 618 nucleotides long. Lineage: Eukaryota; Viridiplantae; Streptophyta; Magnoliopsida; Fabales; Fabaceae. The record is from the annotation of a GenBank genome assembly.